Durio zibethinus is the source of this 2004-nucleotide messenger RNA. RefSeq names its product protein GRAVITROPIC IN THE LIGHT 1-like. Lineage: Eukaryota; Viridiplantae; Streptophyta; Magnoliopsida; Malvales; Malvaceae. The record is from RefSeq and is a predicted model, not a curated record. Gene Ontology annotation, biological process: negative gravitropism; response to red or far red light.
GCCCUUCAGUCUUGAAAAUAUCCCAGCAUAAAGGAAAGCACCAUCAUCUACGCCACCUCAUGUGAUUCCUCCUUCUCUUUAACCUUAUCAUAAUCACACAAACUAAAAUCUACACUACCCAAGUUUCCAAACAAGGGCAUUCUGGUAAAUACAACUGGACAGAUCACACGUCCAAACCAACUUUACAGUGAAAAGGUUUGACAAUGGAUUAGUUUUCUGUUGUACAACCAGGCAGAAGAAAGGCAACCGGGAUAGCCGGGAAACCGAAGCCAAGACCUUGACUUUUUUUCUAGAGAUCCGUCUCAGAAUCAAUCGUCUAGAUUCUCUUUAACAUCUGAAAAUUCCCACAUUUCCAGGUCAGCCUUCUGUCUGAAUUAAAAAAAAUAAAAAGAAAACAUUCUUUUUUUUCUUUUUUCUUGGUGUUGGGUAUCCGCUAUCUUCAACGGCAGUGGUGUUACCUUUUAUCAUGCCCAUCCUAAUUUAAUAAAAAAGUUUCUAACUUUGCUUGAAAAGACUCAAGCUUUUUAACUCACUGAGUCGUUGCUCAUCUCACUUUGGUUGUCUCAGAAACGGAGCAGCGGUGAAGGUGAAGAAGAAGGGAGAAAUGGCGACCAACGUAUCGAACUUUUCGGAUCUGAUACAACGAGUUGCAGCUUCUUGUUUGUUGCACCCCCUCGCCGCCGGUGGGCACGAGUCAGGCGACGUUGACGCCGUGGCUCACACCGUUAUUGAGGAGUACAAUAAUUCGAGUGAGGAUGAAGAGAAAGAAAAUGGAGUGAAAGACGUGGAAAAAUCGAGGAGAAUAAGGAGGGUUUGGAACAAUGGAGAGAAGGAAAUGGUGACGUUAAUAGAGGAAGUUUUCGAGGCCGUGGCGGAAAUGAAGAAAGCUUACGUCAGGUUACAAGAGGCGCAUUGUCCGUGGGACCCAGAGAGGAUGAGGGGGGCUGACAUGGCGGUGGUGGGGGAGUUGAGGAGGCUUGGGGUGUUGAGGGAAAGGUUUAAGAGAGGGAGACGUGGUGGUUGUGGUGGUGGAGUCGUGGCUAUGCUGAGGGUAGUGGUUGCGCCAUACGAGGCGGCGGUGGAGGAGUUGAAGAGAGAAUUGAAGGUUAAGGAGGUGGAGAUCGAAAACUUGAAAGAGAAGCUGAAUACUGUAACCUGCCUUUCCAAUGGUGGAAAGAAGCGUGGUCUCUCCAAGUGGAAAGUCGGCUGCAGUCAAGUACUUGCAGUAGCACCAGAUCCAGAGCUGUUUGAGGCCACAAUGAGUCAGAUGAAGGAGGCAUCAAAGUCCUUUACAUCUCUCCUCCUUUCCCUCAUGCGAGAGGCUCGCUGGGACGUCGCCGCCGCUGUCCGAUCUAUAGAAGCUGCCACCGCCACUCCUGAUACCGCCACCCAAACCACCACCAUCACCCCCUCAGUCGCUGCAAAUCACCAUGCCAAGUAUGCGCUUGAGUCAUAUGUUACACGCAAAUUUUUUCAAGGCUUCGACCACGAGACUUUCUACAUGGAUGGCAGCCUCUCUUCCCUGCUUAAUCCCGAUCAGUACCGUCGGGAGUGCUUCACUCAAUACCGUGACAUGAAAGCAAUGGAACCGGUUGAACUUCUUGGAAUCUUGCCUACAUGCCAUUUUGGCAAAUUCUGCUUCAAGAAGUACCUUGCCAUUGUUCAUCCGAAGAUGGAAGAGUCCUUGUUUGGAGACCUGGAGCAGCGCAGCCAAGUAAUGGCUGGAAACCACCCUAGGAGUCAGUUUUAUAGGGAGUUCUUGAGACUGGCUAAGGCAAUUUGGUUGCUUCAUUUGCUUGCAUUCUCACUUGACCCUUCACCAAGUCAGUUUGAGGCAAGUAGGGGUGCAGAAUUUCAUCCACAUUAUAUGGAAAGCGUUGUCAAAUUUUCAGGUGGGCUGGUACCUGCUGGUCAGAUCGUGGGAUUCCCAGUUAGCCCUGGGUUCAAUCUAGGAAAUGGAUCUGUUGUCAAGGCAAGGGUUUACCUAGCAGCUAGGACUUGAAG